Penaeus vannamei (Pacific white shrimp) is the source of this 949-nucleotide messenger RNA. RefSeq names its product acyl-coenzyme A thioesterase 13. The record is from RefSeq and is a predicted model, not a curated record. Gene Ontology annotation, molecular function: fatty acyl-CoA hydrolase activity. Lineage: Eukaryota; Metazoa; Arthropoda; Malacostraca; Decapoda; Penaeidae.
GCGUGAGUGAGUGAGUGUGUAGAAAUAUAUUGCCCGGUAGCUAUAAACGGAUUUUUUUUCCUUCCUCUUUUUAAGAUAAUGUUUUCAGCCGGGAGGUAACGGGCAGUAUUAGAACCGGUCAGCGAGCGCGCGUACGAGUAUUCAUGUUCCAAAAACAUUCAGACCGCCAGACGAAACCAACCCAUCUCAGGCUAUCUGGGCCAUUCAUCUCUCCUCGGUAGAAAUGGCGGCCGCAAACGGAGGGAAAAAGUUCUUGCAGCAAGUUAUGAAGAUUGUGUCAGAAGGAGGAGGUUUCGACAAGAAUUUAUCAAAACUGCGUGUUGUGGCAGGUGGCAAUGGUAAAUGUGUUGCAGAAAUGACUGUUGAGAAAGAACAUGAAAAUCGUGGAGGCACUCUGCAUGGAGGACUCACAGCUACACUAGUUGAUGUUGUUUCAACAAUGGCUCUAAUGACAACAGAAAAAGCUGUCCCUGGGGUCUCAGUAGAUAUAAAUGUUUCAUACAUGAAAGCAGCAACAACGGGACAAGAAAUUAUCAUCAAUGCAGAGACUCUCAGAGUUGGAAGAAAUUUGGCAUUCUUAUCUGUAGAUAUAACUAACAAGGAGUCAGGUGCUCUCAUUGCCAAGGGGAGCCACACAAAAUACAUUGGAUAAAUACCAACUCUUUUAUGUACAAGAUGACCAGAAAUCUUUUGCCAUAGUAUAUAGUAUACUUUGUUAACAAAAAUAAUUUAUGUAAUGAUAUUAAGGGAGGGUGAGUUAUUAAUGAAGAUGCCUUAUGAAAAUGAUAUAGGUAAUGUCAUACCAUGCAAUAUUAAAUAUUGAAUUUUAGUAUAUAGCAUAAUAAGUGUUUUGUAUAAUUUAUUACUAGUUUUCAUAUUGUAUAUAUAUUAUAUUACACUUUUCUUACCUCAUACAAAUGUAAGGUGUAAAUAAAAAAUCUAACUUGAA